GCCUGGGAGGUGGAGGGGGGGCGCGGGGUGGGCAAGGCGAGCGAGAGCAGCGGCAAUCUGGGCUCCGCUGAGCCCGACGGAGUGCGAGGAUGAGCAAUGGGGCUGGCGGAGGCCGGCCGGACGCCAUUAGUUACACCCUUCCCUCCAUCCCCUCCAACAAACUCCCGGACUUGCGUUUUAUCAGCCGUGGCGCCUACGGUACCGUGUCCGCCGCCCGACACGCUGACUGGAGGGUCCCGGUGGCCCUCAAAUGGCUGCAGGGGCCACUGACAGACAGUGAUAGAGAACACCUUCUGAAAGAAGCAGAGAUAUUACACAAAGCCAGGUUUAGUUACAUUCUGCCAAUUUUGGGAAUUUGCAAUGAGCCUGAAUUUCUGGGGAUCGUUACAGAAUACAUGACAAAUGGGUCAUUAAACCAGCUUUUACAUGGGAAGGACAUAUAUCCUGACGUUCCCUGGUGCCUGAGAUUCCGCAUUCUUUAUGAAAUUGCUUUGGGAGUGAACUAUUUGCACAACAUGAAUCCUCCAUUGCUGCACCAUGACUUGAAAACACAGAAUAUUUUGCUGGAUGAUGAGUUUCAUGUCAAGAACUGUCCUUUCCAGAUUGCAGAUUUUGGCAUGUCAAAAUGGCGCAUCAUAUCCAUGUCACGAUCACGAAGUGAAACAUCUUUGCCAGAAGGAGGGACGAUUAUCUACAUGCCACCUGAAGAUUAUAAUCCCAGUCAGAAAACCCGUGCGAGUGUAAAACAUGAUAUCUACAGUUAUGCAAUUCUUAUGUGGGAAGUGAUGUCAAGGAAGCAGCCAUUUGAAGAAGUUAUAAACCCCUUGCAGAUAAUGUACAGUGUGUCACAAGGACAACGACUAGACUUAAGUGAAAAAAGUUUAUCUAUGGACAUUCCUCAUCGAGUACUCAUCAUAAGAUUGAUAGGAAGUGGAUGGGCACAAAACCCAGAUGAAAGACCAUCAUUCUUAAAAUGCUUAAUAGACCUUGAGCCAGCCCUGCGAACAUUUGAUGAAAUAGCUAUGCUGGAAGCAGUAACUUUGUUAAAGAGAUCAAAGACACUAUAUGAAUCACCAUGUAUUUACAAGAGUGGAAAGAACACAGAUGUGGAACAGAUAUCUCUAAAUAUACCUCUGAGUCCCCAAGAGGAGACAUGUUCUGGCUCCGUACAAUGUGAUGCACUUCCCCUUCGGAGCAUCUCUCCAGAUAUGUCAAGAGUCAAGUCUAUUUGCAAGUGUAAUAUCCUCUCAUCAGAUGUAAAUUCUGGGUGUCUACACUCCCUCAGCAGUCAGAGCAUGGACGAAAACAUCUCUGUAACUCAGCGCGCCAAACUUCUUGGGCAUCCGUAUGGUUGUUUUCACUCAUCAGACAAGAGUAGUUCAGAUGCCUCAAGUUCUGCACCAUGUAGGCUGCAGUCAUCACCAAUUCCUUCAGAUUUUGUUUUGGAAACCAUACAACAGAAUGUAGCUCACCAAUGGAUCCAAAGUAAAAGAGAAGAAAUUAUUGAUCAGAUGACUGAAGCAUGUUUGAAUCAGUCACUGGAUGCUCUUCUAUCAAGAUUUUUACUCAUGAAAGAAGACUAUGAACUUAUAAGCACCAAACCUACAAGGACAUCAAAAGUCCGACAGCUGCUUGAUACCUCAGAUAGCCAGGGAGAGGAAUUUGCCAGAAUUAUAAUACAAAAGCUGAAAGACAACAAACAGCUAGGACUUCAACCAUAUCCAGACAUUGUGUCUAAUUCUCUAACACUGCAUCUCUAAGUUUAUUUUUUCUGUAUGAAACCAUGGGAAUAUUUCUUACAACAUGAUUCUUGUUUCUGUGGAGUAGUUUUAUAUAUGUUCUGUUUUGUCUUUAUUCUGCCUUUGUAAUCUCUGAAAAGGCACUGAGCUCAUCUAGACUGCAUUUGGUAAGUUACCAAUUAAUCAGUUGGAAUGCAGUCAUAAAGCCAAACGCUCAAUACUUGACUCAUUUCAUAAAAGUAUUUUGUUUAUAUGUGACAAAGAAAAAAACAUUAAAUGUUCCUUGUUUUACAUAUUUUCUGUUUAUACAUAUCUCAACUUGGAGCAUUAUUUUUUUUCUCUGUCCACCUGGCCUCUGUCACAGAGCAGGAAAAAAAUCUAGGUGCUGUAUUUUGGGGCUUGUAUGCUGCAUGUGUAAUACAUUUUACUCUUUCAGCCAUACUGGUUACUCCUCCCAAGAUACCAGAGAAGAGUAGUAGGUGGGAGGAAGUUUACAUUGCAUUUUUUACACGAUUUUUCAUUAUAGUUUGGUUUACAUUUAUUAUUUUGUUGUCAGGGCAAGCACUUCAGACCACUGCAGAAGAAUAAUGUCAGUCUGAGUGCAAAGAGAACACUGUGCUGAUCAACUUUAUUCUUCUAAGAACUAAUACAUUAGAAAGGAUGCUGCUACAAGCUUUUUACAUUAUUUGUUUACACUUGCUUAAACUCCUCUUGAAAUCAUAGUAUGAUGAGAUCUACAUACAAGGGAACGCUCAGUCAAUAUCUCUUUUACGUUUCCUUAGUUUAUGCCUACCUUACCUUUGACAUCUGCUAUAAAUAUUUCUCAUCUAAUGUUCCUAGAUCAAACUUAAUUAAAUUUUACUUUCAGUAUUUACAUGAUGAACAGUAGUUUGGGUCUGUAAAAAGAUAAAUCAUGCACUGCCCUACCAACCUGGAAGUGAUAUGCAUGGAUUUCUUCUGCCAUGACCUGCCUUAACCUUCUCUCGGCAACAUCUCUGCUGUCCUUUUUUUUGGUCUGAAGGAUGUUGCUAACAUGUUGAGGCAUAAAUGAAGCCACCCAAAAGGAAAAGGUAUGUGAUAUCUUUUUUUCAUCUAAUUUCAGAAAGCCUUAAUGACUCUACCUAAGUGGCUUCAAAACAAGUAAAAAAAUCACGAUUUUUAAUUUGUCAGAAUACCGCAUGAGCAAAUGGUUUUUAUAGGCACCAAUUACAAGUUCUGCUAACACUAUCGAAACUUGUGAAAAUCCAAACUUCACAUACAAAAAAGCUGAAUUCUACCCAAGCUACCACAUAAAGGAGCAGAAAAAAUAUAAAUCCUAAGUGAUAGCUGGCUGGAAACCUAUAGAGACGUGAGAUCUCCUCCAUUUCAAUGGUUCAAGCUUCAGUGUGGGCUUUACUAGUUGCCAAUAGCUUCUUUUUUUCAGUAUCUGUCUUAUUUU
Colius striatus (speckled mousebird) is the source of this 3177-nucleotide messenger RNA. RefSeq names its product receptor interacting serine/threonine kinase 2 (gene RIPK2). The transcript is spliced from 11 exons. Gene Ontology annotation, biological process: positive regulation of apoptotic process; innate immune response; positive regulation of canonical NF-kappaB signal transduction. The record is from RefSeq and is a predicted model, not a curated record. The coding region runs from base 90 to 1760 and encodes 556 amino acids. NCBI's taxonomy places the organism in Eukaryota, Metazoa, Chordata, Aves, Coliiformes, Coliidae. Gene Ontology annotation, molecular function: JUN kinase kinase kinase activity; ATP binding. Gene Ontology annotation, cellular component: cytoplasm.